This is a messenger RNA of Pyrus x bretschneideri (Chinese white pear), 955 nucleotides long. RefSeq names its product peroxiredoxin-2F, mitochondrial. Lineage: Eukaryota; Viridiplantae; Streptophyta; Magnoliopsida; Rosales; Rosaceae. Gene Ontology annotation, molecular function: thioredoxin peroxidase activity. The coding region runs from base 91 to 696 and encodes 201 amino acids. The record is from RefSeq and is a predicted model, not a curated record. Gene Ontology annotation, biological process: hydrogen peroxide catabolic process; cellular response to oxidative stress; cell redox homeostasis. Gene Ontology annotation, cellular component: cytoplasm; mitochondrion. The transcript has 5 exons.
UACAAUCGCCACCUUCCUCCAAUUGGGGAGCAACUUACCAACAAAGCGAAACGAAUCGAGGCUGUCGACUCUGCUGCUCAGCACUCAGCAAUGGCGUCCACACUUCUGAAGCGAACGAGCUUCUCCGCAAUGAAAUCAGUGGUCGGAGGCUUCCAAAUCGGAGCUCAAUCAAGAGCCUACGCGGCGGCUGCAGUCGGGACCGACUUAGUCUCCGCCGCACCCAAUGUUUCCCUCCAGAAAGCUCGCACCUGGGACGAUGGUGUCUCCUCCGACUUCGCCGCCACUCCUCUCAAAGACAUUUUCAAGGGCAAGAAAGUCGUCAUCUUUGGGCUUCCUGGUGCCUUCACCGGUGUUUGUUCUGCGCAACACGUGCCUAGUUACAAGAACCAAAUUGAUAAGUUUAAGGCCAAAGGGGUUGACUCUGUGAUUUGUGUAGCUGUGAAUGAUCCAUAUGUUAUGAAUGGCUGGGCAAACAACCUCGAAGCCAAGGAAGCUAUUGAGUUCUACGGGGACUUCGAUGGGAGCUUCCACAAAAGCUUGGAAUUGGAUAAAGAUCUCAGUGGUGCUUUGCUUGGACACCGCUCUCAAAGAUGGUCAGCUUAUGUGGUUGACGGGAAGGUGAAAACUCUAAAUGUGGAGGAAGUCCCAUCAGACUUCAAGGUUUCUGGCGGGGAUGUAAUUUUGGGACAGAUCUAGAGCUCUUAGUUUUUAUGACAAUUUACACACUGCUUGAUCUAUAUGAUGAGACAUGCCAUCCAUCUGCAUCCUUAAUAAUCGAGCUCUGUUGAGUUUAGUUUGUGAAUAAGGUUAUGAAGAAGCCUGAGUUUCGGCAUGAGAUAUCUCAGCUAGUUUGAAGUUUUCGCACGUUAUGGUUUUACGACUGGGGCAUGUCCCGCCAUUGGCUUUGUUUCCCAGUUCAUAUUUUACCCAAGAAUCCGACCAUAUUUUGCAAUCA